UGUUAUUUGACGUGAUAAGAAAUAAACAUGACUAUUACAAACCUAUUUAUUGUACUCAAUCUGGGCAGCGAGAUGAUCUACGUAAUUGAUCAGCGCUUGAAGGCACAGACGAUUCCUUUAGAUAAGUCAGCUCAAGUUUUACGAGAAAUCACAGAGGUGUUAUUGGAUCCCAAGUUUCUUCAUUACAUUUCUACCGCAUACCAUCAUAACAUGCUUACCAUCCAUCAGACUCGUAUCCUACUGACUGAUAUUGCUUGUUGCUCAUUAAUGCGACUUGAUGUUAAUUCUAUGGAUAAAUUAUGGGACUUAAUGAUAAUGAUAUUUAAGUGGCAAAUGUAUCUCACAAACAAAAGUCCCCAGGCACUCAUGGAUCUUACAUUUCGUCACUUAGAUGGUAUUGGUCGCUUGAUCCCAGAAAUGAGAAAACAAAUAAUGAUAGAUAGUGUAAAGAAAUGCAUAAUCGAAAUGUGGGAACCACUUUGUGAAGAUGAUCAAAUUAUUAUUCAUCGUCGUAUUUAUAAAUGGCUUAAACCGUAUGUAACAAAGAUUUCAAUUUUGAUUCGCAUGGGCUUACAAAAAUCAGAUGGAGAAUUCGAAACUGAAAUGACCAAUAAUGUUUUUUAUAAUUAUUACAUUAAUAAUAUUGGAGAGAACAUUUACGUAAAGACAGCAAAUAUUAAAGAUUGGAAAGAUCAGGUUGAUCAGACUGAGAAAGGAAUAGUGAAAUCGGACGAGUUGCCUACUGAGUGUCGUGAGCUCGACACACUUGUUCAACAAUUAAAUAUACAACAUGAUGCAGAUGAUACUGAGCCUCUUGCGAUAAAUGUACAGAAGUCCAGCUCGACUCAUAGAGGAUUGCAUGAAAUCGUAAUUGAUCAAGGCGUGAGUGGCGAGGUCAAAGUUAAUGAAGCUACUACCAGUAAUGAAAGUAAUUUAGUAAAGUUCAUGAAAAAAAUUAGAUUAGAAAAUGACGAAUUCGCGGUGAUGAAAGUGGAUACACAAAAUGUAAAUGAAGAACUUUUCAAAAUGUUUGAUAAUAAACUAGAUUAAGACAAGUAGUUUUUUGAUAAAUUAUGUCAAAUCAAUAUAAAAUGUUGAAUGAUGAAGCAAGAUUUACAAAACAAUUAAUAGAAUUCAUAAGAUAUAUAAGAUUAAUAAUGAUUUCACCCUAAGCUUUUAACCAGAAAGAUUGUGUCACAUACUAACUAUCCAUGAACUGUGUCUAUUGAAUUGUCGAGAUCAAUUCUAGUUUAUUUAUGACGUCACAAAAAAAACUAAUAAUCAAGUUCAUCUUGACAUCCGUAGGAGAACGAACGCAGUGUAUUAUUCGAGUUGCAGUGCACGUACGUUGUGCUCGUAUAUCAGGCUUGAUUUAGGUAUGGAUAGACCAGAGCUAUAUGAAAAAUAGAUGAGAAAAACAACAACUUAUGUAAGUGAGAACAAUAUGACCGAAUACGCUAGUAUUUCCGUUUAUUUACUUUUAUCGGACAAAUACAGAUGGCUACUGCUGUGGCUAAGACUAUAAAUGUGGCAAAACUGACCGGGAAAACAUACACUUGCUAUUUUUCGGCAUACUACUAGCAUAGAUACUAAAAUUUGUAGUUCGAGUAUUAUAUGAUUGUUUUAUAGUUCAUUGCAAUUAUUAAACAGUUUCCACAGCAUUGUUGGAUUGAUGAGCUGUUUAGAUUUUUUGACCAUUUUUUAUCAAUCCGAUGAAGUUUCCACUACACGAUCAAUAGUAUUGUCAAUACUCCUUGUAUUGACAAUAGUAUUGUCUCGUGUAAGGGCAGCUUCAGAUUCUCAAAAUGCUGCACAGAUUUUAAAAAUCCUUCUCAGCAGGCGGUUCUAUUUUGUUGGUCGAUGAGCGCAUAUUGAACGACAUACUGCACGAAAUAUUCGUUCAGUUUGCUGGAACGGUUUAUUGUUGUUUCUUCUCUUGCAAAAAUAGUAUGAAAUCUAGGUGUAAUCUUCAUAUAGAAAGAAGAUUUGUUGUUAUUCUACGUGAAGUAGAAGUAUU
Molecule: messenger RNA, 2017 nt
Organism: Malaya genurostris
Lineage: Eukaryota; Metazoa; Arthropoda; Insecta; Diptera; Culicidae
Gene: OSCP1
Product: protein OSCP1
Exons: 2
Coding region: 28-1050 (340 amino acids)
Biological process (GO): transport
Cellular component (GO): cytoplasm; plasma membrane
Source: RefSeq, a predicted model, not a curated record